UCACAAUCACACACCAUGCCUCCGCCAUCCUCGUCACACCGGCGGCGGGCCUCUGCCAACAUGGCGCAACAGGACGAUGAUGACAGCCUGCUCGGCUCGCGACAACUCGAAGCCUUUGGCCGCACCGUCCAUGCCACUGCCAGCCACUUUAUCGGCCCUCUUGCAGGCGAUCCUCACCACUACCAAUCCGCCCUGGGCGACAUCCACCGCGAGCUACGCCGGCCCUUGAUACAGCGCUCUGUCUUUGAGCUUGCCAAAGCCUCUCCUAAGGAACUCGUCCGAUCCACUUUCUCCACCACCGAGAUUCAGCACCGCGCCUUAGUCCAUCUCCCAGAUGAUCUUCUCCGCCACAUCCCCGAACGCACCAGCACAUACUCCCUAUUCCAAGGCUUCCAGGCCUCUAAGCCCGAAGAGAAGAAGAAAUCGGCUCGCAGCAACGACAAAGGCCAGAAGCUACUUGGUCACGACAGCGACGAUGAAGCAGAAUCGACCCCAACUACCCCUGCAGCCGCCCUCAAGAAGGUCAAAACGAAGAAGGCUACCAUGGAACAUCGCUUGGAGAUGAUGGGCAUCCGCAAGAACAUGUGCAUUUCAGAAAUCAAAGAGAUCGACACCAAGAUUGCAAACCUCAAUACUAUGAGAAAAAUCGUCCUUCAACGACUAGCUGGUCACGAGCAGGAGGAAGUCGACCUCGAGCAUGAGAUUCAAGAGAUGACCGAGAAGCUUCAGGAUAUGCAGGAGGCAAUAGAAGAUGCUGCUGCUUUGGCUACCAAAUCUCCGCCACUCGAGCCCACGCCAGACACGCCAACCGAUAUGGCCGAGUCUACCGAGACCUUCAUGUCUGAGUCCGUCUACGGAAAACUGCCAACCCCUUCACCCACCAAGACGGAUAAGGAGAAGGAAAAGGAGAGAAAGAAGCGCCGUGUUAACAGGCGCAAAUCAAUGCCUGUCUUGCACGAGCACAUGGAGAAGGGUUCUCGAAUUCGUGAAUUCCAAGCUCACAACGACAUGAUCACCGCUCUGGACUUUGACGCUCCUUUCGGUACUCUCGUUUCCGCUGCUCUUGACGAUACAGUACGCGUAUGGGACUUGAAUGCUGGAAGAUGCAUUGGUCUUCUCGAAGGCCACCACGCCUCGGUUCGCUGCCUGCAGGUACAGGACAACUUUGUAGCCACUGGUUCAAUGGAUGCCAGCAUUCGUUUUUGGGACUUGAACCAAGCCGAGUAUUCUCCUCCGCCGAGCUCACGGAAUAACAGGUUCGGUCGACUGGACAGGGACGCGGACGACGAAGAUGACGCCGAUAUGUUGUCGGAUCCUGAAUUGGAUCCUCUCCCUGUCGCACCUACAUCUUCCAUGCAGGAUUGUCUGGUUACCGAACUCUCUGCUCACGUGGCCGAAGUCACUGCUCUCCACUUCCACAAAAAUACUCUCGUUUCUGGCUCAGCCGACAAGACACUUCGCCAGUGGGACUUGGAGAAUGGUCGCUGUGUGCAAACACUGGAUGUCAUGUGGGCAGCAGCUCAGGCUAGUGUAUCAAAUAACAGCUUCGGCGCUCCAUCCCCAGCUGCUGCAGAUCCUAGUGCCUCAGAAGGCUGGUGGCGACCUGCUUCUGGCCGUUUGCCGCCUGCUGAAGCGGACUUUGUUGGUGCCAUCCAGGUGUUCGAAACAGCAUUGGCAUGCGGUACAGCAGAUGGCAUGGUCAGACUCUGGGAUCUGAGAAGCGGCAGUGUUCACAGGAGUCUGGUUGGCCAUACGGGGCCCAUUACGUCUUUGGCUUUCUCUGGCAUUCAUAUGGUGACUGGCAGUGCUGAUCGUAGUGUUCGGAUCUGGGACCUCCGCACUGGUGGCAUCAUUGACGCAUUUGCAUACGAUUCACCUAUUGUCGACUCAUCUGUUGACGCAAGACAUAUCGUGUCUGCCAUUGGUGAAUCAGUGGUCAAGAUUUAUGACAAGACAGAUGGCAACCAAUGGGACUGCGGACCUGGAGCCUCUGAAGAGGAAGACCAAGGGCCGUUUUCGACCAUCGAGCGUGUCCGCAUCAAGGACGGAUAUCUGGUUGAGGGUAGANAAGAUGGUGUUGUCGGCGUGUGGUCAUGUUAA
This is a messenger RNA of Aureobasidium musti, 2100 nucleotides long. The record is from the annotation of a GenBank genome assembly. NCBI's taxonomy places the organism in Eukaryota, Fungi, Ascomycota, Dothideomycetes, Dothideales, Saccotheciaceae.